AUGGUCUGGGGAGCCGGCGGGAGCUGCACCCCGCGCCCGCCCAUCCACCAGCAGCCGGCACCCGAAACCCGAGUGGUCGUUGUGGUGUUCCUCGGCCUCCUGCUGGACCUCCUGGCCUUCACCUUGCUGCUGCCUCUGCUACCUGCGCUGCUGGAGAGCCACGGCCGAGCGCAGGAUCCUCUUUAUGGCUCGUGGCAGCGCGGGGUGGACUGGUUUGCUGCAGCCAUUGGGAUGCCAGCCGAGAAGAGGUACAACAGCGUCCUGUUUGGAGGUCUGAUUGGCUCCAUCUUCUCCUCCCUGCAGUUCCUCUCAGCGCCCCUCACGGGCGCCGUCUCUGACUGCCUGGGGAGGCGCCCGAUGAUGCUACUGUCCCUGGCAGGCCUGGCCACCUCGUAUGCCGUGUGGGCCACUUCGAAGAGCUUUAUGGCCUUCCUGGCCUCCAGGAUGAUUGGGGGCAUCAGCAAGGGGAAUGUCAGCCUCUCCACCGCCAUUGUCGCCGACCUGGGCUCGUCUCCCGCCCGCAGCAGGGGCAUGGCAGUCAUCGGGGUGGCCUUCUCUUUGGCCUUCACGCUGGGCCCCAUGCUCGGCGCUUCCCUGCCUGUGGAGACGGCGCCCUGGUUGGCCCUGCUCUUCGCGGUCUCCGAUCUGCUGUUCAUCUCCUGCUUCCUGCCGGAGACGCUGCCCCCAGAGAAGCGGGCACCGUCCAUCACGCUGGGGUUCCGAGCUGCUGUUGACCUGCUCAGCCCCCUGGCCCUGCUCUGCUUCUCAGCCGUGGCACGUGGCCCGAACCCGCCCACUGGAGUCAGGCUGGGCAGUCUGCGCCUGCUGGGCCUCGUCUACUUCCUGUAUCUCUUCCUGUUCUCGGGCCUGGAGUUCACGCUGAGCUUCCUCGUGCACCAGCGCUUCCAGUUCAGCAGCCUAGAGCAGGGAAAGAUGUUUUUCUUCAUCGGCCUCACGAUGGCCACCAUCCAGGGCGCCUACGCCCGGCAGAUCAGCCCUGGCGGGGAGAUCGCAGCUGUGAAGCGGGCCAUCCUGCUGCUCGUCCCCGCCUUCCUCCUCAUCGGUUGGGGGCACACGCUGCCCAUGCUGGGCCUGGGGCUGCUGCUCUACUCCUUCGCCGCUGCCAUCGUGGUGCCCUGCCUGUCCUCCGUGGUCGCCAGCUACGGCUCUCCCGGGCAGAAGGGCGUGGUCAUGGGCACGCUGCGGAGCUUGGGCGCCCUGGCCAGGGCUCUGGGGCCCAUGGUGGCCGCCUCAGCGUAUUGGCUGGCCGGGGCGCAGGGCUGCUACACCGUGUGCGCGGGGCUCUUCCUGCUCCCCUUCUCCCUCCUGCGGAAGCUGAGGCCUCCAGCAGGGAUGCUCAAGGCCGAAUAG
Messenger RNA from Lipotes vexillifer (Yangtze River dolphin), 1371 nucleotides. RefSeq names its product solute carrier family 75 member 1 (gene SLC75A1). The record is from RefSeq and is a predicted model, not a curated record. The transcript is spliced from 12 exons. Gene Ontology annotation, molecular function: transmembrane transporter activity. Gene Ontology annotation, cellular component: brush border membrane. Lineage: Eukaryota; Metazoa; Chordata; Mammalia; Artiodactyla; Lipotidae. Bases 1 to 1371 code for a protein of 456 amino acids. Gene Ontology annotation, biological process: transmembrane transport.